AAUUAUUUCAACAAAUGUUUAUCAUAUUUUUUGAACAACAGCUUGUAAAAGAUCCACAUAUUUCCACCUAAGCCAUUGGAAUAUCUGAUAUCCACAAAGAAAUUCCGGACAUCCUAUCGGUGAAGUGUCAUUGUUUGUCACUAGGAAUGUGUCCCUGCUAAAGACAAGAGAAGUUUGUAGUGAAGUCAAAUCUGUAACUACUUUUAUUGGAAGAAAGUGCAAAGCGCUCCUCCGAGGAAGUAUAUUUGUCCAGGCUGAACCACUCUGAAGUUCCAGCCUGCGUCACGUGACAUCUCAGUCUUUCCACGCCGAUCAUUCCUGUGGAUAUUUGCAACAAAAGACAAAGUGCGGUGUAACCAAACCCUCAUCAUGUGAGGAUGUUCGCUCCAAGUUUCGAAGUUUCUGGAUUACGGAGCGAAGACGCAACCAUGGCGACCAUGGGAUCGCGAGCAGCGACAAUGGAGCUCUCUCGUCAUCAUCGGGCAACGACCAACACGAGGCGGCUACAGGAGGCGUUGUACACGCACCUCGACGAGCACGAGCGGGCGGCUUUCAUCGACGUCCUCAACAAUUACGGCGCGCGCCGCGACAUCUUCGAGCUCGUCAACAGCCUCCGCAAGAUCCUCAACACGCCCGUCAAGCGCCACCUCUUCCCCCUCGUCCGCAGCGUCCUUCGCACGUCCGACGUGGCGGCCUUCGACCUCUUGACCCGGGGUGGGCGGGCCUAUGGCACGCUGCCCCGCCCUUUCCUUUACCGCCCUCACGUGGCUGACCUUUCCGUCCUGCGCAAACACCGCGCCGCAGUAGCCGCCAGCACUUCCGGUCGUCUGCACGAGGCCGCCGCCAUCGGCCACAAGCGCAAGUGUCAGAGUUUGGCCUCGGAUCCUUCCACCCGAGACGAUCUGCCACGUGACAAGUCAACUGUGAAGGUGGUGAUCCAAGGGUGGGACGAGGAUUACGAUGGGUUUGGGUUUAACAUUCGUGGCGGGGCGGAGUAUGGGCUGGACGUGUACGUGUCCAGUGUGGAUGCCGGUGGACCGGCUGAUGUUCAAGGUCUGCAGGUGGGGGACCAGAUCACGGCGGUCAACGGCAUCUCCUUCCAGAGAAUCCAACACGCAGAAGCUGCCAGGAUCAUUCGCUCGGCCACCCGCUUGGAGCUGCUGGUGCACCGGGUGGGGCGAGUUCCGGCGUCUCAGACAGUGCACGAAGCCUACAAGUGGGUGGACGCCAGGGGGCGCCCCGUCUCGCCCCCACCCGACCUCACGAGCGCCGGCGACCUCCUGGAUGACGUGGACAUCCGCAGCCGCAGCAGCCUGAACCUUCUGAAGGGGAGACGACGAGCGGAAGGUAGUUUCAAUCCUUUUAGUUGCCAUGGCGUCAACAUCGUGGUGAGCAAAGGUCACACGCUGGGCCUGACGGUCAGAGGUGGCAAGGAGUUCAGCCUCGGCAUCUACAUCUCGGGGGUCGACCCAUUCUCGGUGGCAGAAAGUGCGGGUCUCAAGGUCGGGGACCAGAUCCUGGACGUCAAUGGCCAGACACUGGUGGGAGUCACCCACGUGGAAGCGGUUCGAAUCCUGACCCGCUCACGUCACAUGAUGUUGACAGUCAAAGACGUUGGGCGAGUGCCGUACGCCAAGUCCACCACAGACCACUCGCGACUUGGGGGCAAAGAUGGCCAUUCCACCCGGGGUGAUCAGGCUACGGCAGAGAUUGACACUGAGCUACAAAUCGAAGUGUCUAUCAACAGGUAUGAAGGGCGAAGGACUAGUUCACCCAGACGACUACUUCAGCCUGCACAGGUGGGGUUCUCCCGGGGGGCUGGCUCCCAACUGAUGCUGUCGGCGAUGACGUCACGGCCGCACUGGGAGGCUGUGGAGGACCAGGCGCGCCUCCUGCUCAACGCUAAGGAGCAGGCUACUCUACGAUAUUACCUGUCUGAAUACGGGAGGAACUCCGUGCAAGUGAAGGGUCUGGUGGUGGCCUUGACCGAGCUCCUUAACACGGGGGCAAAGAUGACCCUGAUUUCGGGGAUCCGAACCCUCGUGCAGCCCAGGGACCUAGACGAUUUCGACAGCCUGCUUCAGAACCACCAGAAACAGACGGGAGUGAGACAUACAAACCAAACACUUGAUUUUGAUGCCGUUUCCCUAAUGUCAGAGGACAGCGGCGAUGCUUUUCUUGAUGAGAUGAAUAUGAGAACUCUCUUUCCACGACGCAGACAAAGCCAGCGAUCAAACCAACGAAAUGGCACUGCCACUAGAGCCAGUCCUUUGAUCACCAGACCGGUGCCCUUUACGAGAGGUCAAGCUAGAAGAGUCAAAGGUCAGGGGCGGUCCCGAUCACGUUCUCCUGGCACACAUGGGUCAUCGUCGGGUGGACCUGCCCCUGCUCAACCUGCAGCUCGUGUUUCGAUCGUCAAGGCUGAGGUUCAUCCCAGGGUCAAGGCGUUGCUGCUCACCUUCUGUCUGACAGGACGGGUGCCCUGGGUGGGUCAGUUAGCGGAGAGGCUGGCAAAGCCGCCGGGACUGGGACCAGCGCUGGACACCUCAGUCAGAAUCAGAAAUGUGAAUAUUCUGUCUGGAGAAUCAGGACAGCAGCUGCUGAUACUUGGAUGCAAGCGUCAGGCAAGUGCACUGUUCUCAGUCUUGUCUUUGUGCCUCGCACUCGCACACACAGCUGUGUCAAGCUGUGAAGAACACUUGUUGUGCAGAAGAACAGCUGGGAAGAACAGCUGUUACAUACAAACAAGCCUGACGAUUAAAAGAAAAGGUGGAGACAAAAAGUUGUUGUGCCAAGAAAAUCUAAUUAAAAAAGCAUUUUUUUUACUCGAAAGAGCAAUCCGAGGAACAGGUGCACGAAGAAAAUGUGAUCUCAACAGCAUGGAUGGGUGCCUGGAGCUCUCCACGUUCCACAUUCCUCGACCGGAAGUGUACACGCCGCUGGAGCUUGCCAUGAUGGAGGAAGAGAGGAAGGAGGAGGAGCUGAAGCAUCGAGGGCGUGAAAAAUACGGAGAUGUUCCCCUGCAGGUGGUCUACAUCUACCGCUGCAAGCCUACCCUUGGGGUGGCCAUUGAGGGCGGCGCCAACACCCGACAACCUCUUCCUAGAGUCAUCAGCGUGCAGCCCGGCGGGUCAGCGUUUGAGUCCGGAGGGCUGAAGGUGGGUCACGUGAUCUUAGAGGUCAACGGCGUGGCCUUGGCGGGCAAAGGUCACACUGAGGUCGCCAAGCUGAUCGCAGAGACCUUCAAGGACAAGGAGCAGGGUCGCAUGGAGCUGCUGGUCACCGAGUCCUCGGACGAGGUCAUGGAGCGCCUUCUGGAAAAACUGGGCGGACUCGUGAUCGCAGGGUGAUCUCCUCCCUCCCUGCCCACCAACCGUUAGUCAUCACUCAGCCUCGCCUCUCCGCCAUCAUCAGAUCCUCUAAUCACGUGGCUACUCAACACUUACGACAUGCGGGUCAACUGUACAGAGAGAUAGAAAGAUGAAUCCCAAGGACCAGGCUGACAUUUUCACAAACACUAAUCUUCCCCGACAUAUGUUUGUUGUUGAUUUUGCUGGAAUUUUGUUGGCUGGUCAAAACGAUAGCUGGCCUUGGUAACAGAACUGUUGGUUGUGGUAAUUGUUAUUAGAGGAACCUGUCACAGCUCGGACACGCGCACGGACUGGCGGAAAAAGAUUGCUGCUUUAACAUCUUCCUUCAUGGUUUAUUUUAUUCAUCUAAGAUAGUAUUCGAUAAUUAUAAUGAACAAAAUGAACAAAGUGCAGUAUUUUUAAUGCAAAGUAGUCACUUUGCUUGUUUUCUUUGUUGGGAGCAUUCUAUUCAUCAAGAAAAGAAACUUCAAUAUAAUAAAUAUCACUGUUUUAA
This is a messenger RNA of Pomacea canaliculata, 3864 nucleotides long. RefSeq names its product whirlin-like. Gene Ontology annotation, molecular function: protein binding. Gene Ontology annotation, cellular component: stereocilium tip; stereocilia ankle link complex; plasma membrane. The record is from RefSeq and is a predicted model, not a curated record. The transcript has 14 exons. The coding region runs from base 378 to 3350 and encodes 990 amino acids. Lineage: Eukaryota; Metazoa; Mollusca; Gastropoda; Architaenioglossa; Ampullariidae.